AUGCUAUCACAAGAUGAAUAUCAAAAAAUAAAAUGGCAACUAAAAAACAUUCCAACUAAAUUAACAACCCAACAACAAAACAAUCUUCGUAAACGUCUUCUGAAAAAAUUACACGAACAUGAACUAGUUGCCGAAUAUCCACCAUUCCAACCCUUACCUUACAUACAAUUCUUCAUUAAUUAUGCGACACAUGAAUUAACAUUACUUCAUUUAAUUGAAUCUACACAAUGUUCGAAAAAAGUUAUUUUAGAUACAGAAUCUAUCAUUAUUCCCCACCAACCUAAUAAACCAGCCCUUAUUCAACUUCAAUUGAUAUUACCAACAUCAUAUUCGUAUAUGAUAUUUGUAGAAGUUUGGCAUUUACCACCUGAACAUGAUACAACAUUUGAUUUAAUUAAAUUAUUUUUUACUACGUUAUUUAAUCAUGAAAAAACAAUUUACAUCUGGGGAACAGUUAAAGAAUUAAUACCCUUCGUUAAAUUUAAAUUAUUUUCAACUGAAAAAAUCUAUUUUCCGAAGAAUGUAAAUUGUCAAGAUGAAUUUAAAAAAUAUUGGCAAAAAAAUUAUCCACAUAAAUCUACUUCGAAUACAUCAAAUGAAGAUUCACAAUGUAAAUGUGAAUCGUGUCUGGGUAUAAACCCAAACGAUGUAUGGUCCUUACAGAACGCUACGGCUUACAAAUUACAUGUGUAUUUAAAUAAAAGUCUUACUAUAUCGCAAUUUAAUAUUGGACUUGAUUCACAAUUAAAACACUUAAAUGAUAAAGAAAUUAAACAUCGACAACAAAUAAUCAAUUAUGCAGCUAAUGACUGUCUUUCAUUAUAUCAACUUCUUUUAGAAUUAGAUUAUUUUCAUCAGGAACAAUCUGAUGAUGAUAUGAUUAUACCUAUAGAAUGUGAUACAUCAUCAACAAAUCGAAAUGUUUAUUUUAUUGAAGCAUGUCCAACAAUAGUAAAUGGUCCAACUCAACCACCACUGUCAAUUACGUCAAACACAUCAAACAAAUCAAAACAUGAAAAAGAAUUAUCAAUUGAAGAACGUAAAAAAAUUCAUAAUAGGAGGUGCACGUUAAAACAAAGAAAAAGAUAUUACCAUCACAAAAUUACAAGAAAAAAUAUCGAUAAACGUUUUACUAUUAAACAAAUAAAAAACGUCUUAAAACAACAUGAUAUACCAAUUACAGCUGUAAAUGUUUUACGUUUACCAUUUACAAAUGAAAAAAACAUUAGUUAUCGGAUUAAAAGACAUCGUCAAAUGUUCAACAUAUGA
Messenger RNA from Rotaria sp. Silwood2, 1269 nucleotides. NCBI's taxonomy places the organism in Eukaryota, Metazoa, Rotifera, Eurotatoria, Philodinida, Philodinidae. The record is from the annotation of a GenBank genome assembly.